This is a messenger RNA of Lactuca saligna, 2336 nucleotides long. Lineage: Eukaryota; Viridiplantae; Streptophyta; Magnoliopsida; Asterales; Asteraceae. The record is from the annotation of a GenBank genome assembly.
CUAAUAUAAUAAUUUUCUAUAUUGAAAUUAAAAACAACACAAAUAUUAUUCACCGAUUACCCACUUCAUUGUGAUCCAUAUUAAAGCUUUCCAUUUUGAAUUAUUAUACAGCUGAGUUCAUGUUAUCCAUUUUAUCAUUAAAUUUUUUGAGUUUUUAAGGUUAGUGGAUACACAUUACUUUUUAGCUUAUUGUUAACAAUUUGAAAUGACAUAAACUACCUAUUUACCUUUUCUUUCACUUUAAGAGAAUAUAUAGAUUUAAUAUGAAAAGCAAUUGACUUUGUGAUUAAAAAAAGCAAGUAGAAAUAUAUCAAGUAUCACUAUUGUUUUUUCUUCUUGUCUUGCAUUGUAUUAUAAUUAUAAAAUGUAAUAUUCUUGUUUGAAAUUUCUAUCUUGUUCAACAAAAAGUUUUAUUAUUUUUUAAUGGUCAUAAAAAUGUGUGUUUUUAUAUGAGGCGUAAACUCCAAAGCCUUGCUUAGCUGGCAGUGGUUCUAUGCCAGUGGCCAAAAUCAACCACAAAAACCCCUUUCAUGCCCUUCAUUUCUCCAAAUCCUUCCAUCACCAUGAAACUGAACUUGAAAUCUACAUCUUUUUUAAUUCAAAACUGAAAACCCUCUCAAGCUUGCUUCAAUGGUAUCUCUUGAAGAAACCCGUCGUUCUAAUUCCUCCAUAACUCGACCUUACCCUUACUACACACCACCUUCAUCUUCUUCUUCACCUUCCAGGAGCAAACAUAUGGGUCGCUCCAUGAGAACCAUUCGUUCAAAUUUCCACCAAUCCGAUUACAGCAACGCGUGUUCCUUCACAUCCACCGAAACCCACUUUAACGAUGAAAACCUUACUGAUUCUGUUAUCGAUGUUCAUUUGCAGGAGCUCGCUACAGCUACCUGCGGGAGCAACAGUAAGCCGUUGAAAUCAGCGUCUUCUACGAUGUCCUCUGACGAUUUUCUAGAAAUUUCUCAAGCCUUCAGUGAUUUCUCGGCUUACAGUAGUGAUAUAUCGGGAGAAUUACAACGGUUGGCCACUUUCCCGGAGGAAUCGAGAGAGAAUGAUGAAAACCGGGAGCUGAAACCGGAGCCGGAGCCUUGUGAAGGGUUUCUGCAACGGGAGAAUUUCUCAACGGAGAUAAUUGAGAGCAUUUCGCCUGAGGAUUUACAGCCGACUGUUAAGAUCUGUGUUGAUAGUCUGAGGUCGAGUUCCGUUGCCGUGAAGAGGUCGGCGGCAGCGAAGCUGAGACUGCUAGCGAAGAACCGAUCAGAUAAUCGAGCGUUAAUCGGAGAGUCCGGCGCCAUUCCGGCGUUGAUUCCACUUCUCCGGUGUACCGACCCUUGGACUCAAGAGCACGCCGUUACUGCGCUACUUAAUCUAUCUCUCCUCGACGAUAACAAACCACUAAUUGCCAACGCGGAAGCUGUAAAAUCCCUAAUUUAUGUUGUAAAAACCGGGACGGAAGUUUCGAAGCAAAACGCUGCCUGUGCGUUGUUAAGUUUAGCUUUGGUCGACGAAAACAAGGCGUCAAUCGGAGCUUGCGGAGCUAUUCCUCCAUUGGUAUCUCUCCUAAUCAAUGGUUCUAAUCGAGGGAAGAAAGACGCGUUAACCACUCUGUAUAAGCUCUGCUCGAUGAAGGCGAACAAGAAGAGAGCAGUAUCUUCGGGGGUGGUGAAGCCUUUGGUGGAGCUAGUUGCCGGGGAAACGGGUGUCGGAAUGGCGGAGAAAGCGAUGGUGGUGUUGAGUAGCUUGGCGGCGAUAGAGGAAGGGAAGACAGCGAUCGUGGAAGAAGGUGGGAUUACGGCGUUGGUGGAGGUGAUUGAGGAUGGUACAUCGGUGAAAGGGAAAGAAUUCGCGGUGGUGACAUUGUUGCAGGUGUGUGAAGAAGGUGUUAAUAGCGGGAGAAACAGAGGGUUGUUGGUCGGAGAAGGUGCAAUUCCGCCGCUUGUUGCUCUUUCACAGACGUCAACCGCCAGAGCUAAACACAAGGUUGAAAGAUUACUUGGGUACCUGAGAGAACAAAGGCAAGAAGGUUCUUCAACUCCAAUAUGAACAGUUUGGUUGGCUGUACAUAAAUAUAUUAUAUUAUAUUAUAGGAAAUGGAUUUUGUAGAGUGGAAUAAAAUAUUAUUGGGUUUGAUUUUUUUUAAUAUAUAUAUUUUUUAAAAAUCUAGUGUUGUUUUUAUUUGAAUUUAAAUUUAUUAUAGCUGGCAAGAAGCAUGAUGGGUGUUUUUUUUUCUUUUUCUUGGGUGGGUGUGUGUUUAAAUCCAUCAAUUCAAUUCUUAUCACUUGUAACAAUAAUCGUGUGAUAUUAUUCUUAUUCUUAUAUGGAGAUAUAUGGUUUUGGAA